GGCAGAAGUUUACCUCAUGGACAGACAGCUGUGUGUUUACACUUUGUUACAAUGGCGACCAUCACUGAGCUGAAGUGUGCCGUGAGGGAGACGCUGGAGUCCCGUGGGGUGCUGGGCCAGCUGAAGGCUCGUAUCCGGGCGGAGGUGUUCAGCGCCCUGGAUGACCAGCGUGACCCUCGGCCACCGCUGACCCACGAAAACCUGCUCAUCAACGAGCUCAUCAGGGAGUACCUGGAGUUCAACAAGUACAGACACACCGCAUCGGUGCUGACAGCAGAGUCAGGCCAACCUGAAGUUCCCUUGGACAGACAGUUCUUGGCAAAUGAGCUAAAAGUCACAGAGGAUACAAGCUCCAAGUCUGUACCUCUCCUCUACGGCUUGAUGUGCCACUUCGUGAACAGCAGUGAUGCUGGUGGGAAGGUGUUUCUGCGAGGGGCCUCUCUGCCAGCUGCUACUACUGCCAGCAACCCUGGACCUGGACCUGAUGCCUGAAAGUUGAUGCACUCAGUACUGGCACAGGAUGGACUAAAAUGAUGCCAUUACACACUUUUUGUUUUGUUUUUUAAGUGACAGAAUCUUCUUGUCCAUAGUUUUUCACUGUGUUUUCUCCAGAGUGUAAUCUACAGGCAUUACAGCAUGGACUAUAUGAAUUAUGCUGAUACAAAUGCCGUAAUUCUUUGCGUUGAUUCAUGCUGCAAGUUGCCAAUGAUCCCAGAUGUCCUUUUUUGUUUAGCUUUGAAUAUCUGGCUUUAUCAAUAGGUUUAGCAUCAGUCAUGGCUGUUGCUUGCAUUAAUCCACAUUUCUCAUUUUCUCAAUAGUUCAAGCAAAAAGUUGAGAUAAAAGUCCUUGAAGUCUUUUCUAUUAUAAUGUUUUAUACUUUCAUAUUGACUUUUAGUAUGUCCAAAAUAAAU
Anoplopoma fimbria (sablefish) is the source of this 911-nucleotide messenger RNA. RefSeq names its product centrosomal protein 20 (gene cep20). Gene Ontology annotation, biological process: cilium assembly; microtubule anchoring. Gene Ontology annotation, cellular component: centrosome; motile cilium; ciliary basal body. The transcript is spliced from 4 exons. Lineage: Eukaryota; Metazoa; Chordata; Actinopteri; Perciformes; Anoplopomatidae. Gene Ontology annotation, molecular function: protein binding. Bases 52 to 492 code for a protein of 146 amino acids. The record is from RefSeq and is a predicted model, not a curated record.